This is a messenger RNA of Pogoniulus pusillus (Red-fronted tinkerbird), 2375 nucleotides long. RefSeq names its product nicotinate phosphoribosyltransferase (gene NAPRT). Gene Ontology annotation, biological process: NAD+ biosynthetic process via the salvage pathway. The transcript is spliced from 13 exons. The coding region runs from base 23 to 1597 and encodes 524 amino acids. Gene Ontology annotation, molecular function: nicotinate phosphoribosyltransferase activity. The record is from RefSeq and is a predicted model, not a curated record. NCBI's taxonomy places the organism in Eukaryota, Metazoa, Chordata, Aves, Piciformes, Lybiidae. Gene Ontology annotation, cellular component: cytosol.
CCGUGCCCGCGGCGCGGUGCCCAUGGCGGGGCUGACGGACCUCUACCACCUCUCCAUGGCCUGCGGGCACUGGCGCAGCGGCCGGGCGCGGCUGCCCGCCUCGGCAGAGCUCUUCUUCCGCCGCGGGCCCUUCGGCGGCGCCUUCGCGCUGGCCGCCGGCCUGGCGCAGGGGCUGCGCGGCCUGCGAGCCUUCCGCUUCUCGGCUGCCGACAUUGCCUACCUGCGCUCUGUCCUGCCCAGCACCACUGAGGAGGCCUUCUUUGAUUACCUGGCCACCCUGGACACCUCGGAGGUGACAGUCUCUGCUGUGCCCGAGGGCUCCGUCGUCUUUGCCAGGGUCCCGUUCCUACAGGUGAAGGGGCCACUGCUGGUGGUGCAGCUGCUGGAGACCACUUUGCUGUGCCUGGUCAACUAUGCCAGCCUGGUGGCUACCAAUGCCACUCGCUUCCGACUCCUUGCUGGCCCAGAUGUGAAGCUGAUGGAGAUGGGGCUGCGGCGUGCUCAGGGGCCAGAUGGUGCCCUCUCGGCCUCCAAGUACUCCUACAUCGGGGGCUUCGACUGCACCAGCAACGUGUUGGCAGGGAAGCUCUAUGGCAUCCCGGUGCGCGGCACCAUCGCCCACUCCUUCAUCAUGUCCUUCACCACGCUGGAGGAGGUGCAGCCCCGGGAGCUGGUGCCGUUGGCAGGUGGAGACCCAGUGGACCUUCCAACAUUGGCCGAGUCGUGGCUGCAGCAGGUGUGUGAGCUGCUUCAGACCCCCCUGGAGAAGACGAACCGGGGCGAGCUGGCUGCCUUCCUCUCCUACGCUGUCACCUUCCCACGUGACUUCCAGGGGCUGCUGGACACCUACUGUGUCAGGAGGAGUGGCUUGCCCAACUUCUGCGCCGUGGCGCUGGCCCUGCACCAGCUGGGCUACCAGGCCAUCGGCGUGCGGCUGGACAGCGGCGACCUGGCCCAGCAGUCCAAGGAGAUCCGCCAAGUGCUCCGAGCCUGUGGUGCUCACUUCCAGGUGCCCUGGUUUGAGACCAUCCCCAUUGCUGUCAGCAAUGACAUCAGCGAGCAAAGCCUGGAGAGGUUAAUCCAGGAGGGGAGCGAGGUUGACAUGAUCGGCGUCGGGACACACCUGGUGACGUGCCCCCUGCAGCCAUCGCUGGGCUGUGUUUACAAGCUGGUGGAGGUCAAUGGCUCCCCCUGCCUGAAGCUCACAGAAGAUGAGGAGAAGAUGACAGUCCCAGGCACCAAGACCAUCUAUCGGCUCUUUGAUGCUGCUGGUCACCCCUUCAUGGACCUCAUGGCCUUGGAGGAGGAGCCUUCACCCCAGGCAGGCCAAGAGCUGGUGAUCCGUGUCCUGGGGCAGCUUGGGGAGACCUGUAAGGUUGUGGCCGCCACCGUGGAGCCGCUCCACCGCACCUACCUCAGGGAUGGUCAGCUGUGUGAGCCGCUGCCCAGCCUGCCAGAGGUGAGAACCCACGCUCAGGUGUCCCUCAGCCUGCUCAACCCUGCUCACCGCCGGCUCCAUGACCCUCAACCCUACCCAGUGGCCAUGACAGAGAGGCUUCACCAGCUCCUUACCAAGCUGCAGGAGGCCAGCCAGUGAGGAGGUCCACACCUCACAUUGUGCCAGCCUGGGACCAGCUUUUCCUCCAUGCUCUUCUGAAGACCAAGUGACUAACUGGGAAUUGAUGGUUGUGAUGUGGCUGCUGUGUGGUGCUCAUCUGAGGACCUUGCUAGAACUGGAGGAGCACCCUGAGGUCCCAGUAGCAAAGCUGGGCACAGAGGGAUGGGGCAGAAUGAGGUGGGAGGCAGCUGUCCCCACAUCUUCUGGAAGCAGUGGUCCUUUCCUGCCCUCCUUGGUGGUCCUACCAACCCUGUGCCUUAUGCUGUGGCAGCUCUUGCUCACCUUGGCCGCCCUGUCAGCCCUUUGCCUUCUGCUAUGGCAGCUUUUCCCCAUCUUAGGGGGUCCUACCAACCCUGUGCCUUCUGCUGUGGCAGCUCUUGCCCACCUUGGUGGCUCUGUCAACCCUGCACUUUCCAUGAUGGUAGGCCAUGAUGAAGAUCUAAGACCAAGAGCUUAACCAGGACCAAGAGUUUGACCAGGACCAGGCCCCCUAACCUGGAAAGAGCUUUCUUGUACCCUCCACUUGGGUCCUGUGAACACCUGUGGCAGAAGGACUUUGCCUUUCAUCCUCUGGAUGUUGACUCUGGCCACAUCUCAUCACCUUCCAUUUUGUAUGCAGUCCUUAGGAGUUGGAGGCCAGCUUGAGGUUGAUGCCUGCACUCAUAACCUGAUGUUCCUGGAGGAACUAAUCCCAACAUUAGCUUCAUCCUAAGCAAAAAGCUCCCCAAAAUAAAGGUCUUGACCUGCUGCAACCCCA